CCAAUAUCUAAUGUGAAACGUGAGGCGGUUCACGUCCGCACCGAGGAAAAGAUGGUAGCCACAGUGAGCCGGGAUGGAGGUUUACAAGGAGUGGAGAUUCUUGGAGUAGUAUCGCUGUCGGUAUCUUCUCCCGAGUACAAUACGGUCUCUGUUCAGAUGCAUAAUAAAGCCCCGGCAGGAGUCCAGUUGCAGGUUCAUCCAAAUCUUGACAAAAAGGAAUGGCAGGCUUCUCACAUGCUCAAGUUGAAGUCAGCUGGAAAACCGUUCCCGGUCAAUAACGACGUCGGUGUGCUCAAAUGGAAAAUGGUGCUCACUGAAGAAGAACAGCUCCCUCUUGCACUGAACUGCUGGCCUCAAGAAUCUGCUGAUGGAUGUCAAGUGAACAUCGAGUAUACGUUACAAAGAGAAGAUCUUUCAUUGGAAAAUGUUGUCAUCACAGUUCCACUGCCUGCUGCUACGGUUCCUGUAGUCUCUGAAUGCGAGGGCUCCUACGAUUAUCAGAAAAGCCGUAAUCAGCUUGUUUGGACAAUGCCAGUUAUUGACAGCACUAAUUCGACUGGGACCUUGGAGUUCAGUGUGCCCAAUGGUCACGCAGACCACUUCUUCCCGGUACAUGUCCGUUUCCACACCGAAAAACUGUACUGCGAUAUUGGGGUGGAAGGAGUUCAAACGAAUGACGGCAAUACUGCCGUACCAUUUUCUGUCGAGACUCGCUUGGUGACUGAAAAGUACGAGGUAGUAUGA
Molecule: messenger RNA, 744 nt
Organism: Haemonchus placei
Lineage: Eukaryota; Metazoa; Nematoda; Chromadorea; Rhabditida; Trichostrongylidae
Source: the annotation of a GenBank genome assembly